Molecule: messenger RNA, 174 nt
Organism: Prunus armeniaca (apricot)
Lineage: Eukaryota; Viridiplantae; Streptophyta; Magnoliopsida; Rosales; Rosaceae
Source: the annotation of a GenBank genome assembly
AUGCCUGACGAAAUAGUAGGUGCUAGGACCGAGAGGAAGUCCCUUCAAUCAGUUUAUUACCGUGAUUUAUUAGGCACAAACAUUGCCCCCUCGUCCCUGGAUUCUUCGGUCGCGGCCUGGGCAGAAGCCGAAUGGAUUCCAAGGGAUGGACCCUUUGCAUUCCUCCUGAAGUGA